UUAGCACACACGCUUGACUGGUGUGAGUAAUGUGUAAGACAUUAAUAAACAAGGAAAGACACAAAAUAAACAAGCAAAGCCUUGGCUUGGAUACGUGUGUCUGUUGCCAAAACGUGCAAAGCAAUUUAACAGCUGCGCAUCCGAGCGGGCAGUAAUUGGGCAGCGGAGAUCCACAGCAGAUGAGGGCAUUUCAUGUCCAGCCUGCCCAGGAUUCACUGUGACCCCGACGGAAAGGAGUUCGACUUGACAGGAUGGGGGGAGUAAGUGAAGGAGAUGAUGUGUUGGCUCGAUGGAGUGAUGGACUACUGUACCUCGGCAAUGUGAAAAGAGUAGAUGGAGUCAAGCAGUGUUGUCUGGUGAGAUUUGAGGACAACUCCGAGUUCUGGGUGCUGAGAAAGGACAUUCACUCGUUUGCUGCUGGAGUGGAAGAAGUUUGCUGUAUUUGUGACGCUCCGCCUCUUAAAGAACCCCUCAUAAAUUGUCUUAAAUGUCGCCACGGUUAUCAUCCAGAGUGCCACACGCCAACCAUCGAACCGGAAGCUGACAGCGAUUCGUGGAUAUGUCGGCAAUGUGUCUUUGCAGUUGCAACCAAGAGAGGCGGGGCGCUGAAACGCGGACGCUUCGCCCGGCUCAUGCAAUUCAUGAAACUCCGGCUCCCCUACCAGCUGCCGUCUCUAGACUGGGACCCGCAGCAUCUGACCAAUCAGCAACAGUGCUACUGCUACUGUGCCGGACCUGGAGAGUGGAACCUGAAGAUGUUACAGUGUGGGAGCUGUGGUCAGUGGUUCCACGAGGCCUGCACACAGUGUCUAACCAAGCCGCUGCUGUAUGGAGACAGGUUUUAUCAGUUCCAGUGCUCAGUGUGUACAAAGGGACCAGAGACCAUCCAAAGACUACCCAUGACCUGGAUGGAUUUGGCUCAUUUAGUGCUCUACCAUCUCUCGCUGUGCUGCAAGAGGAAAUACUUUGAUUUUGACCAUGAAAUCCUGUCCUUCACCAAUGAGAAUUGGGACUCGUUGCUCCUAGGCCCGCUCUCUGACACGCCAAGGCAAGACCGCUGUCACAAUCUCCUCAACGCUCUGAACUCCCACAAGGACAGGUUUGUCUCUGGAAAGGAGAUCAAGAAGAAGAAGUGUCUUUUUGGGCUUCAGGUCCGAGCCCCGCCUCCGCUGACGUCCGAUUCGUCGCCCCUCAUCACCGACCCACCUAUCAACAUCACACACCGGAGAAGGUCAGACCCGUUGUCACUACCCUGCCAGAGGAGAGUGGGGGGGCCGGAGUCGCGUAAAUCAAAGCGUCGCAUCAUGGAGACACAGGCUUGUCCACCUCCAGUUGCUGCCAACCCCAUUGAGCUGCUGCCAUGUUGCCAUGGCUACAUGGGAGGAGCCAGCCUUUACAACUCCAGGAAGUCAGAGGAGGAGCUUAGUUUGAGCUCUCCUCCCAAGCGGAUGUACGCGCUGUACCACACCACGUACAAUGGAAACACUUCUCUCUCCAGGAGUCUACAUCACUACAACAGCGUGGAGGACACCUGCAGAGUACCGCCACCUUGCUUCCCAUACCCCCUCAACUCCAAUGGCAACCAUCACCACCACCACUCCCACCAGCACCAUCACAGCCACCAAAACAACCACCAACACAGCCACCAACACAACCACCAACACAACCACCAACACAACCACCAACACAACCACCAACACCAGCCGGGGCAGAAGCAGCUGGAGCCCGUCAUCCUACGAGAUGCGCCCCCGUACCAGGCCGGUAUGGGCGGAGGUGGAGGGGGUGGAGUUGGUGGAGGAGGUGGUGGUGGAGGAGGAGGAAGUGGAGGUGAAGGUGGAGGUGGAGGAGGAGGAGGAGGAGGAGGCGUGGUAGUCGGAGGUGGGGACGGGACUGUGUCCAGGAGCUGGGGAGGAGGGGAGGCGGUGAGGAUCUUGGCGAGACGCGUCACACCGGACGGGAAGGUGCAGUACCUUGUGGAGUGGGAGAACGUGAAUUUGUACUGACACGGAGAGUAAACAGGAGACGCAAUGACUGUUUUGCAGUUGCCACAGGAAUACUGUGUAUGUAAUAUGUGGCAAUAUGUGUUUAAAGUACAAACAAAACAAAAAAAGAACAAAAAAAAUCUCUACACGUUGCAAAUCCAGGUUGCUCUCAUAGUAUCACCUCUAUUCUACACCUUAUAACUCACUACUUGUGACUAAAUGUCCCUCUUUGCUAGUGUUUCUCUGAUAUUUGUACUGUUAACUUUGGAAUAUGCCUUUUGCAUUUAUCAUGUUUAACAGUGAUGAGGGAAGAUAUUUAAACCUCCUGAUGGUUUGUUAAUGAAUCAAGAAGAGCACGUCUUGUGUUGGUAUACAGCACUGUCAAUAAGAGUGUAGUUCAAGAAAUUAAAAGAAAGAUUACUGCUUUUUUAUUGCUCGAGUAAUGGUGAUAGUAUUAUAAAUUAAUGUCAUUUUUUUCUCCAAAAUCAAACAGUAGACUUCCACUGUACAUGCUGGUUAUUUAAAGAUAUAGUUUGACAUUUUGGGAAACACACUAAUUCUGCUUUCCAGCCCUUCUGAAGCUCACCAAUUAACGCUGGUUGAUUUUGUGUGUUUUCUCUGCCGACAAGAUGACAUAAAGUCACUGUAGCUGUCCAAGAAAUAGACCUUGCUGCUUCUAGUCUUAAUGCUAAGUAUUAACAACAAAGUAUUAUUAGUUAAUGUUCAAAAAUGUUCUUUAAAAAAUAAGUUGAAUAUGAAUAACAUUAGGACAAAAUAUUUUUGAAAUUAUAAUAAUUAACAAACAAUUUGGCUUGUAAGCACAACGCGUAUUUGAAUGAAAUACGAGCUAUAUAUUGGGAAAAAGUGAAAGUGUCUUUGAUGCUUUUCCAGCAUUUCAAUUACUACAUUUUAAGGUGUACUCAGACCUUACUUUACAUUGACUUAUAAUAAUUUAACUGCUGUUGAAAGGAAGAUAUUCAAUAGCCUGGCUGUAAAGAAAAUUCUGUGUUCAAACCAAAUCUAGACUUCUGAAUGACCUAACCCAAAACACAAAAACUGAGCUUUUUGGACACUUUAAAGGGACGUCCACCCCAAAAUAAAAAAAAUUAAAAUGCAUAUUUUUCAUCUUCCCUGUAGUGUUAUUUACUGAUGUUGAUAGUUUUUGGUGUGAGGAGUCUGCCAGAGAUAUAAAACUAUACUAUACUAUAAGUUGGUUCCUUCUUUAGAAAGAAAAUAGUUCCUUGUUGUGAUUUAAAAGUAUCGAGUCAUGAUUUCUGAAAAGAGACAUUGCAAUUCAGUUAUUUUAAAUGUACUUUUCUUUUUACACUUUGAGCACCACAAACCGAGUGCCGACACACACCGAAACAAUCUAUAUUUGAUUUGAGGGUAAACUGUCCCUUUAAAUAAACCGCUUUGAUGCUUUUGGCACUUAAAAUAAGAAGUGAACUCUUAAAACAAGAUAAAUUAUCUAACACUUCUAAAUUUUAGAUCUAAAAAGUUUUUUUUAUCUUGGUAAGAAACAAAUAAUUGUCAGUGCAGCUUUAAUUUAUCUUGUUUUAAGAGUUAAUUCCUUAUUUUAAGUGUUCAACAUGCUUAUUUAUAGAUUUAAUAAUCUUAAUUUAAGAAAGCUUGUCAAAUUAAAUUAUCUGUCCAUGCAGCAAGAUCAUUUCCCUCAGAUUUAGUGUUUUUAUCUGGUUUUUAGACACACCUUUUUUUGCAGUGUAAACUUAACAUAAUAACUGUAAACAUUAAAAAAGUAACAUUCCCUGGAUCUGAUGUGGCUCUACAAGGAACAAGCAGCUCAGCAGCUAGCAUCCACGACCGCACGUCCAUCAGCCGUAGCUCUGAUAACUGUUCAUUCAUCAGCUGAUGGUUAAUAUUCACAUGGAAAAUAAACAGUGAUGAAUGGCCCGUCAUCAGUGAGAGGCAUGGCGGUCGCUGGUGGCUGCUCAUGAAAAAAGCAAUAGCCUUUUGUUGGCCGGGAUGAGACGGAGCAGCGCAGCCACUCUGACAGUGUUUCUGGCCACACAGAUGGAAGUUUAACGCCUUUCUUAAGGGCACGCUGACAGCAGCGGUGCAGCUCUUUCUUUUACUCAGAUGGCAGCUUGUCUGACUACAAAUUCUCUGGAGGUCCAAAUAUUUUCCCUCAUCGCAGUAUGUUAAUAAGAGAUUGUAUACAUGUUAUUACGGGGGUUACUUAUUUGUUAUGUUAGAUUUUACAUGCAUAAUUUACAUUUAGACUACUGUACGUAUUAGAAAUAGGAGCCACGAGAGGGCUUUUGUUUUAUAGAUAGAAUUAUAUAUUCACAAUAUAUUGCUAUGAUCGAAUAACUUUAUUUUAUUUUUUUGACGUGGUUGCAUAGUGCCUAAAUGGGUUGUGUACCUGCCGAUUGGUCUGCUGACCCGAGUCGACCAAUCAGACGCCAGAUAGAUGAUCGAGGCCAUAUUGCUACGAAAACAAGAGGAUGGCUCUUUAUCAGAUACAACUACGUGGGUAAACGAGGACCAGUUGUAAUGUUGAGUAUUUUUUUUGUUUUUUUGUUUAACCAGAACAGGACUGUGAUGUUAAUGUACAUUCCAAACAACAAAAAAGAAAUAUAUAUGUUAUUGAAAUGUCUGUUUGAAGUCAUCAGAAUGGAAAUUAUUUUAAAAGAAUGCAUUUUUGUUUUUGAUGAAUGUUCAAUGUCUUAAAGAGGUCAGAUAAAGGUCCAGUUCAGGUCCAGGUUCAGCUUCACGUGGGGAGUUCAGUCCUCAAAGUAACAGUACAGGUAAAGAAGACACUGAUAGGCCCGACUCCGAACUCCAACCGAUAGUUUCUUCCAGGGUCUAACAAGUCUAUAAUUUAGAAGACACAACAUGGCAUUAAGUCAAAGCCUGACUUCUUCUCAGAUGUGUUUAUUGCGGGAGUGAGGAGCUGAAGUUGGAUUUUCUCUUCGUGCAAACAGGUUACAUAAAUCUAGAAUAUUGUGGUGCAAGUUUCAGAGUUUAUAUUUUAUACAGAGGUUUAUUUCAGCAGUCCGUUCGAUAAAACUUACACACAACGUAUACAUUUUGUCAGUUUUAUCUUUCAGGAAAAGUCUAUUACAGGUUCAGUUGAAAAAGCAGCAAAAGACAAAUACAGCAUUUAUACUGUUAUAAUCAAACCAAUGCAAAACUCUCAGAUUUUAUUUAAAUACCGACCUCUCUGUUGAAUUAUCUCCUGCGUACAUUUCAGGACAGUAGAAAAUUAUGUUGAUUGCAAUUUUCAUCCUCCUCAGUGACUAUUUGACUGUAGUUUAUUAGGAAGGAGUGUGUUGAACCUUUCUAGGCGAUGGUGAUGAAUGUAUCUGUGUGUUUUCUAUGGUAUGUCUAUACCCGUCAAGUGCUUGUUAUAGGCUGUACUCGAGGUGGCACUCAAACUUGAUUUGUUUAAAACAAAAAACAAAAAAACAAGAGAGAGAGGAGGAAAUAAAGACAUCAACAUUGAGGAACAUUGUUUUAUUUUGGGAGAGGUAGUCUUCUUUUUCUGAUUAGUAGUCAAGUCCAAGUUCAGUUUGAUGUAUUUUUGCAGAAAUUACGUUUGUACAUGUAUGCUCUGCGUUAACACCUUAUAUGUAACAUGAAUAAUAAAAAGGUUUCACCUCA
Messenger RNA from Centropristis striata (black sea bass), 5606 nucleotides. It is a transcript of the gene phf1, whose product is annotated as PHD finger protein 1. The transcript has 16 exons. Gene Ontology annotation, biological process: chromatin organization; regulation of DNA-templated transcription. Gene Ontology annotation, cellular component: nucleus. Gene Ontology annotation, molecular function: DNA binding; chromatin binding. Lineage: Eukaryota; Metazoa; Chordata; Actinopteri; Perciformes; Serranidae. The coding region runs from base 252 to 2003 and encodes 583 amino acids. The record is from RefSeq and is a predicted model, not a curated record.